CAUGUUGUGGUAGGUGCACGACUUUUCCACUUUGUAUUAUAUGAUUGUUAUUAUAUGAUUGUUCUUGGCCUAUAUAUAUUAUACCUUCGUGCUUAAAAACACUUAUCCCACUCUCUCCCUCUUUUUCUCUGAUCUCUGAAAUAUUCUCAGAGAUAGAAAUGGCCCUGGCAAUAGCUUUCCUCAUACUCUUGGUGGCAGCUCCAGCUGCAGUUUUUGGAGCUGAUCACAUUGUUGGUGAUGACCAGGGAUGGAACUCAGGUGUAGAUUAUGAGACUUGGGCUUCCGGCAAAACCUUCACCGUCGGUGACACCCUUGUGUUCAACUUUCUCAGUAACCACGAAGUCGAUGAGGUAAGCCUAGCAGACUACAACGGUUGCAGUUCAAGUAAUACCAUCAAAAACUAUGACAGUAGCCCCGCGAAAAUCACCCUCUCCAAAGCUGGUCCAAGCUACUACAUAUGCCCUACCCCAGGUCACUGUGCUAGUGGCAUGAAGCUUUUGGUCAAUGCUGUGGCCGCUGGCACCCCAAGUGCCACCCCGCCUACUACCCCCACCACGCCAGCACCACCCACAACCACGCCGGCACCACCCACCACCACGCCAGCGCCACCCACCACCACACCAGCACCACCCACUAACACCACUCCUGCCAGCAAUGACUCGCCACCUCCACCACCACCACCGCCAAAGAUUUCACCGGCGAGUAGUCUACACAUGAGUUUGGUUGGGGUUCCACUUGUGUUGGGAACUUUGAUUGCGUGUAUGGGCUAGGGAGGAGGCAGUGCUAUUCAAGUAUUCAUUAUGUAUUUGUUGUUGGAUUCCUAAUAAUUUGACCAGGUGCUUGGUGCAUUAUGUUGACUUUGUGUGAUCGUAGAUGAAUGAGGUAGAGUCGUUAAUGUUUAUAUAAUGGUUAUUUGUUAAUGAGAAAUUGGAAGUUCACAAA
Messenger RNA from Fragaria vesca subsp. vesca, 942 nucleotides. RefSeq names its product uclacyanin-2-like. The record is from RefSeq and is a predicted model, not a curated record. Gene Ontology annotation, molecular function: electron transfer activity. The coding region runs from base 159 to 770 and encodes 203 amino acids. The transcript has 2 exons. Gene Ontology annotation, cellular component: plasma membrane. NCBI's taxonomy places the organism in Eukaryota, Viridiplantae, Streptophyta, Magnoliopsida, Rosales, Rosaceae.